Molecule: messenger RNA, 2626 nt
Organism: Linepithema humile (Argentine ant)
Lineage: Eukaryota; Metazoa; Arthropoda; Insecta; Hymenoptera; Formicidae
Biological process (GO): intracellular signal transduction; phosphatidylinositol phosphate biosynthetic process
Cellular component (GO): phosphatidylinositol 3-kinase complex
Molecular function (GO): 1-phosphatidylinositol-3-kinase regulator activity
Source: RefSeq, a predicted model, not a curated record
UAGAUACAUUCAACAGUGAAAUCAGUCGUUCGUCGGUAAUCAUGUAAAUAGGUUAGUUUUAUUUUCGUUGCUUCGUUGAUCGCAUUAAGUUAGGUUAGGUUGUUUCAGUUUUUGAUGGACGAGCACGAAUAAACGAGUGUAAUUAAACUAUAUUUGUAUCAAUUAUUAUUUGAAAAAGAGAUACUCUUCGCAAAACUUUCAAGAUUUAAAAUAUUUUGGUUUUGGAAUGCAACUCAAAAGAGCGAUUGAUCAGGCAGUGAAAUAACUGUCAUGAGAGCGAUUAUGUUAGUGUAAGUGUGACUGUAUUUUCACUUGAGCUCUCCAUUUCGAAAAAAGAGCAAUCAUUGUACUACGUGGGACUUGAAGCAAAAUACUUGCAGAGGAAUUGUGACAAAGCGAGAUAUAUUCCGAUUGGACCAUAAUUGUGUUAUGUCGACUGCGGUGAUCCAAUUACAAAUAUACGACAAUUUACGAUGCUGACAAUAUGCCCGACGUGUCGCCACCGUUUUCUUCAGCCGAGACACUUUCAAGAAUCGAGCGAGCAAGAUAGGUGGAAAGAAGCGAAAAAAGAGGAUGAGAAAGAAAAGAUCGCUAAUACAGUCCAUUCGACGACAUCAACUUGUUAUGUCGGUGGUCUCCUAGUUCCGCGCGAAUAUACUAAUGGAGAUAGCUGUUUUGUAAACGCACCGACAAUCAUCCAUGGAUCGACUGUUGAACCGUUUCAAUCAGCUGUAGCUCACUGCGAUUCUAAUAUUGGAAUUGCCGGUUCCGAAACAGUGGAUCUCUCCUGCGAUCCUCAGUCAUCGAGGAAACAGGAUGACUAUUCGCUUUCAAGAUCGUGGAAAGAUCAAUUGAACAAUCAGGCUUCUUUGAUUAUGGCAGUAGAGAAUGUCGCCUACGAGACAUCUUCCGAGCAACAUAUCGUGACUACGUGCAAAUUGGCUGGCGGUAGCGUUACGAUUACCGCACCCAAUAUACAGUGGAGCAACAGUUUAAUCCAGAGUACGGAAGAUGGAAUUCGAGUACAACCUCCGCAUGUUGAGAUUCAGCCAAAGCUUACCGGUGGCGGUUGUCUUAUACAGAAAAGUGUAUCCACCGAAACCGAGCAAUUGUCAACAUCUAAAGACACAGAGAAUUCAGCGCUCAUAGAUAAUAAUGCUCAUCAGAUGCUUAUUGUGUCGCCAAGCGGCUGUUCAGAAUUACCUGGGAACAAAUGGAUAUACUCGCCUAGAACGAAAACAGAAGAAAACAGUGAAACAACGAGUCCGGAGUUAAAGCAGCAGCAGAUGCCAAACACGAUUAGAACAAACAAAUGUUGCGACUGUAUGGUUCAGCAGAAAUUCUGUCAGUGUUAUCAACGGUCAUCCGAUGCGUCUCUCGUAGACAAUCACGAUUCAUUGUUGCUGAAGCCCGUCGGCAGUGGCGUGCAAAUUCGACUUAACGCCACUGUGCAACUACCUGCGAACUUGGGUCAAUGCACGGUAAAUAUCACAGCGACAACGGCGCCGUGCAGUCCAGUUACGAAGCCGACGACAAAGCCGCGCACUAGGAAUAACUUCAAUGGAGGUGGCAUCGUACAACCGGAGGAAGCAGAUUGCGCGACGAGAAAUCGGAUUAUCGCAAUCAAAGAUAGCAAUAGUAACGAGUGGAAGAACGAACCUCCUAUGUCCUGGUUAAUGCCUUGUCCCUGGAGCUUGGGCACAGACCUGCUAAACAAAGACGUAAAUAGAUUACGCGAAGUAAGGAAACUGUUGCAGAUUUGUGGUUGGUAUCACGAGGGUGUCACUUGGCAGCAAAGUGAAGAUCUUUUGAAGAACGCACCUGUCGGUCGGUGGCUGAUGAGAGACAGUUCGGAUAGUAAAUACAUUUUUGCGGUAUCUAUACAAACGGCCAGAGGGCCUACUUCCGUCAGAGUGCACUAUUUUUUCGGACAAUUUCGACUUGAUGCAGAACCAAGAUUGACAUUAGCAAUGCCGCUCUUUAGUUGUCCUAUUAGUAUGUUGGAACACUACGUCGAGUACUCAAAAAUCGAGCAUAGAAGAGAAGUAUGGGUUGACUACAAUGGUCAACUGUAUAGUCAUAUUUAUUUGACCAAACCUCUCGUCAAAGAAGUUAGAACAUUAUCGCAUCUGGCUAGGCUCGCCGUGAACCGAAACAAGCUACCCACCAAACAUUUGCCACUCUUAAUCAGAGACUAUCUUGCGGAGUAUCCGUAUACGCUUUGAGUGUACAGUCACGGCACACAAAUUCUAUCUUCCGAUAUCUAUAAAUUAGAUUUUAUUUUUCUACAUAUGGUACGGACUUUUUCCACAGUUUAUUUUUCGAUGAUUGGCGCCGGACUUUAUCUUCAAUCGCGUUGAUCAUAGAGAUUAUGUAAGAAGGAAGAGAAAUUGCGAAUGUAAUUAUAUAAAUCAAUUUCUCGUAUUAAUGACUUGUGUUCUUAUCGUCUGUUUCAUGUUAAAUGUGUUUCGUUACACAUGUGUUUUAUUUCUUAAAAUCAAAUAUGAUAAUAUCUUAUAUGAUAUAUUAUAAAAUUGCGUCUACUUGUAUGUAUUUUUUAAUACGUAUUAUAUGUAUUAUUUUAAUAUGUAUUGUAUGUAUUAUUUUAAUAUACUAAUUAUGUAAA